AUGACAUAAUUACUCACCUAACAACCUCAUUCAUCCAAUAAUAAUUUCUAGACACAAAAUAAUUGGCCUAACUCACACCCCAAUCUAGACGGCGUCAAGCUGAUAAAUGAUAUUAGUGAUGAUUAUAAUCCUCAAUUGAUUGAUCAGCUGAGUAGAGCAGGAAAUAAUGGAGUUUCUUCUAGAUUUUCAAUGCCAUUGAAACUAAACAACAUCAAGAGCAAUAAUAAAAUUAUGAUGUUGGUUGCUUAGGACUAGUUCAGCCAGAAAGCUAUUUAGCAAAAAUACAAGAUUCUAGAAACCCUAGACAAAGCUUGA
Stylonychia lemnae is the source of this 315-nucleotide messenger RNA. The record is from the annotation of a GenBank genome assembly. NCBI's taxonomy places the organism in Eukaryota, Ciliophora, Spirotrichea, Sporadotrichida, Oxytrichidae.